AUGGCGGCUCGUAUUCAGGCGAAAGUUCUGUUUGAGCAUGCGCAGUUACCUAAGACUGAUAGACUCUGGGCGGAGGCCAUGCACUGGGCCUGCGAGGCACUCAAUCACACGGCUUGUUCUGCUAACCCCGACUCCAAAUCGCCGUAUGAAACGUGGUAUGGGGAAGCUCGUCCUGCUAGGCCGUAUCCGUUUUUGAAGCCAGCGUACUGUAAAUGGCAGCGACCGUCUAAGCUGCUACCGAAGGAGGAGGAAGGGGAGGAAAGUGACGACGAUGUAGAAGCUGAGGGAGGGCAGGAAACGGGGGAAGUAGAGUCCGAAGAUCCGGGAGAGCAUGAUGAAGUAGAGUCGGAGGAUCCGGGAGGGCAUGAAGAAGAGUCUAUGGAUCAGGGAGGGCAGGAUACAGAGUCGGCGGGGCCGGGAGGGCAGGAAGUAGAGGUGGAGGCAUCUCCUCCAGCCGCUCGCCGUCCGCAGCAUGUCGUUGACCUUGCUGAUUUUAAUACUGCUGCGCGUGAUGCAGUAGAAUUGCCGAAAGAGCUCAUUCAGGACGUAGAGCCAGAGCCUGGUAGCUAUCAAGAAGCUCUGCGAUCGAAGCAUGCCACGAUUUGGGAUAAAGCCAUGUCUGCAGAAGUUGAAGGCUUGAUACGAGCAGGAACGUUCACGUUAGCAGCAAAAAUCCCAGAAGGUUGUAACGUGAUUGAUGCUAGAUGGGUUUUCAAAUGGAAAGCAGACGAAACAGGAAAGAUAGUAAAGGCCAAGGCUAGGCUUGUAGCGAAGGGCUUCAAGCAGAAGCAUGGGGUGGACUAUCUUGAGACUUUCUCGCCUACUGCAAAUGCUGCAUCGAUUCGAUUGGUAGUAGCAUUGGCGUGCAAGUAUAACUUGGAAUUACUCCACUUAGACAUUGAGCAAGCCUUUGUUCAGUCGAAAUUGGAUCACGAGGUGUUCAUGAAGUUGCCUCCUGGCUGUGAUUCGAUGUCAGGAAAAAUUGUCCGUUUGAACAAGAGUUUGUACGGUUUGAAGCAAGCACCUAGAACAUUUUACAAGAGGCUCGUGUAUGACCUGCUUCGGAUAGGUUUCGAGCAGUCUCUGUCUGAUCCCUGUGUCCUGCGUUUCAUGAUGGAAGACGAGGUGAUGGGUAUAAUCGCGAUUCAUGUGGAUGACAUUCUGUAUGCAGAAACGAAGGGGCUUGCCGAGGUGAUUGUAGAGGCACUAGGUGACUCUCUUCCUACGAAGAAUUUGGGAGAAGUCAUAUUCUUUCUUGGUUGCGCAUUUAGUCGCGACCGCGAGGCUGGCACGAUUGAGAUUUCUCAAGAGAGUUGCAUCAGGAGUGUUCUAGAGAGAUUCAAUAUUUGUCGCACCAGCUCGAUCCCCGCUUCCCCUGCCAACGAUAGCAGGUCCGUGAUGGAGGAUGAGGAGGCAGGAGAUGUGCCGUUCAGGGAAGUGGUGGGAUGCCUGAUGUGGAUCGCCAACAAUACGAGGCCAGAAACUUCGAACGCUUUGCGGACGGUGGCGAGACACUCUCACGAGCCCAAGAAGAGCGACUGGAAGGCAGCCCAGAAGAUUUUGAGUUAUCUUAAGGAAACGGCACAUCUAACUCUGAAGUACAAGCAGGACACUACGGUAGACGUAGGCACGUUAGUGUACGUAGCGCUGACUUUGCCAGCAAGGCCACUGACCAAAUGUGUCUCACUGUCAACUUCUGAAGCAGAGUAUAUUGCGAUGGGUGACGGUGUUAAGGAGGCUCUCUUUGUGAACGGGAUGCUUCAGUUCUUGAGACCUAGUGCGAAGCCUCGGAAAAUUGACGUCUUUGAGGACAACGAAGGAGCGAUUGCGCUUGCAGAGAAUCCGCUUAGCUCGAGUAGGAGUAAGCACAUUGACGUGAGGCACCACUUCCUUAGGAAUUUGACGGAGGAGGGCGUGAUCGAGGUCACCCAUGUCCCAAGCAAGGAGCAGCAUGCUGACAUCCUUACAAAGGCUCUACCGAGGAACCUUUUUGAAGUUCACGGUGACUUUGUCCUUGGCUCAGUAGCUGAGAAGUAG
This is a messenger RNA of Ectocarpus sp. CCAP 1310/34, 2037 nucleotides long. The record is from the annotation of a GenBank genome assembly. Lineage: Eukaryota; Phaeophyceae; Ectocarpales; Ectocarpaceae.